Molecule: messenger RNA, 6462 nt
Organism: Rotaria sp. Silwood2
Lineage: Eukaryota; Metazoa; Rotifera; Eurotatoria; Philodinida; Philodinidae
Source: the annotation of a GenBank genome assembly
AUGCUUAAAGUGAUUGUUCAUAAUGCCGAACGUGUUCCUAAUUUGGAACGUUUUUCAACUGUUGAUCCAAUGGUUGCAGUUAUUUUUCAAGGUAUUACGAAACAAACAAAUUGGCAACGAUCAACAUGUGAUCCAAAAUGGGAUGAGACACUUGAUUUUCCUCUUAACGGUAUUCCAAUAAAAAGUACAGAUGUAUUAGAAAUUCAUCUUAAAGAUUACGAAAAAAUUGGAACCAACAAACUUAUUGGUCAAGGUACAAUAUCAUUGAAUGAUGUUAUUCGAACUGGUAUCAUCAAACGACGCACUGUUCAGUUAACAAAUCCGCAAGGUGUUCGACUUGAAGCUACUAAAUUAUAUCUUACAAUUGAAUAUAGUCCACCGAAUAGUGUUAACAAUGAAAAAUUAAAUUCGAGAAACGGUUUAAAUCAAGUUGAUGACAUAUAUUUACAAAAUGGUGGUGAUAUGCCAUGGAAAGCCGAAUUAGGUAUUGACAAAACACUUUUAUUAAAAAAUAAACCACGAUCGACUAAACCACAAGAUUUUCAAAUACGAGUAAAAAUUUUUCAAGCUCGUCAAUUACAUGGAAGUAAUAUUCAUCCAGUAUGUCGUAUUAGAGUAAUUAAUUCAAUAAAACAAACUAAAAUUCAAAAAGGAACAAAUAAUCCAUAUUUUAAUGAAGUUUUCUUUUUCAAUGUAAAUAUGUCUCAAGCUAAUUUAUGUGAUGAAUUUAUUGAAUUUGAAGUUUGUAAUUCGAGAAUACUUCGAUCGGAUAUGAAAAUCGGAACAUUUAAAACUGAUAUUGCUUUUAUUUAUUCCCAAACAAAACAUUCAAUUAAUCGAAAAUGGUUAUUAUUAAGUAAUGAUAAUGAUCGAAUGACUGGUGCCAAAGGUUAUCUUAAAGUAUCUGUUAAUAUAUUAGGACCAGGAGAUGAAGCACCAUCACAAGAAAAUGCAGAUGAUCUUGAUGAUAUUGAAAGUAAUUUAUUAAAACCAGUUGGUCUUAUGCUUCGUCCAGUAACAUUUAUUCUAAAAGUUUAUAAAGCAGAAGAUUUACCACAAAUGGAUAGUUCGUUUUUUCAUGGUGUUAAAAAAAUCUUUCAUGGAACUGAAGAUAUUAAAGACUUAAUUGAUCCUUAUGUUACAUUUUCAUUUGCUGGACAACAAGUUUCGUCAAAAAUUAUUUAUACUUGUUCACAUCCAGAAUUUAAUCAAGAACUUCGACUUGGUCUUAAAUUUCCAUCAAUGUGUGAUAAAAUUACACUUACUGUUAUGGAUUGGGAUCGUUUACAAUUUGAUGAUAUAACUGGAUCAGCUUUAUUAGAUAUUAAUUCGAUAUGCGAUGAUCGAGAAAAUGGUUUUCUUCCAACAUUUGGUCCAUGUUGGGUUAAUUUAUAUGGUGCACCACGAGAAUAUUCAGAACUUCCAACUGCAUUAGAUGAAUUAAAUAGUGGCAAAAGUGAAGGUGUUGCAUAUCGUGGUCGAAUAUUUUUUGAAUUACAAACAAUUCUUGGUGAAAUUCCAAGUGAACCUCUUGGUGAAAUAUCAAAUUCAGAUUUAAUUCGUACAUUACCAUAUCAAUCAAGAAAAAAAUAUAAACUACAUGCUGCAUUUCUUGAUGCUUCUAUAUUAUUUGAACAUGAAUCAACAAUUGAAUUUGAAAUAAGUAUAGGAAAUUAUGGAAAUAAAUUUGAUAAUCUUAUUGGAUAUGCAAAUUGUUCAACAACACCACCAACAAAUCCUGUUUUUGAUGGAACAUCAUAUUAUUUUUUACCAUGGGGACAUACAAAACCGUGUGUACAAGUUACCAGUGAAUGGGAAGAUAUUACUUUUAGAUUAGAAGCUCUUAAUCAUUUAUCAAAUAUGAAAUUAUUUAUUAUUGAUCUCAUAUCAACAUUAAAUUUAUUAAAAAUAAAAAAAUCAUCUGAUGAAAUUCUUAUUCGACAUUAUAAACAAUCAAUCGAUACAAUUAUUUCAUAUUUAAAAAAGUCAUUACCUGAUUUUGACUUAUGUCGUUAUCAUUUAAAUGAACUUGAUCGAUUAAGACGCCAAAUGCGUGAAAAAGAUCUUUUCGAUAUUAUUUAUAAAUUAGAACAAUUAAAAUUACAUUCUAAAACAUCACAAGAUAUUUUUGAUACAUUAGAAGAUAUUCAAAGAAAUCUUGAAUUUCUUCAAUUUGAACCACAAAAUAGUAUUCCUGAUGUAAUUAUAUGGUUAUUAUCAAAUGGUAAACGUUAUGCUUAUUAUCGUUUACCAGCUAAUGAAGUAUUAUAUUCAACCAAUGUUGAUUAUCGUGGUCAUCUUUGUGGAAAACUUCAAACAAUAACAUUAAAAUGGCCUGGAAAAGAAAUAGAUAUUGACAAAGAUAAAAGAUUUUUCAUUCCAGCAGAAAUUCGAGUCAAAAUUUGGUUUGGUUUAGCCAUACAUGAACAAGAUUGGUUAUCACAACAAAACGGAGCUGAUUUAACUAUUUAUGCAGAAACAUAUGAAAAUCAAACAAAUGUACUUGGACAAUGGUCAACAACUGGACCAUUAAUGACCAGACCAGCAUGGUCAGAUGUUACAGGAAAUAUGAAUUUACUGAAACAAAAUUUUCAAGUACCUCCUGGUUGGCGAUGGGGUGGGGAUUGGUAUAUUAGUCCAGAAAUAAGUGCUCGAUAUGCAGAUGAUGCUGGUCAUAGAAAAUUUACUGAAGAAGUUUAUGAACAUCAGUAUCGUUUAAUUGCUGGAGCACAAUGGCAACCAAAAGCAAUUCAAUGGACUAAUUUAGUUGGUGAUAAAGUACUAAGUAAAAAUGAACGAACUGAAUCUCCACCUGGAUGGGAAUGGGAAGAUGAAUGGACUAUAGAUACUAAUCGAGCUGUAGAUGAAGAAGGUUUUNUUGUUGGUGAUAAAGUACUAAGUAAAAAUGAACGAACUGAAUCUCCACCUGGAUGGGAAUGGGAAGAUGAAUGGACUAUAGAUACUAAUCGAGCUGUAGAUGAAGAAGGUUUUGAAUAUUGUGUUAAUCAAACAGUUAGUGGUUGGUGUCCAGUUGAAAAAUUAUUUCAUUUAAAUCGUCGACGACGUUGGUAUAGAACACGAGUUAUUAAAAUAGAUUUAAAUAUAGAAGAGAAAAAAAAAAAAGAAAUAAAAAUUGAUUUUAAAAAUGAAGGAUGGGAAUAUGCUCCGAUGUUUAAUAUGAGAUUUCAUGCUGAUGAACGAAGUAUGGAUAUGACACGUCGAAGACGAUGGCAUAGAAAAAUGAUUUCCGAUCAAUUAUUAAAUAAUGAAAAUAUUAAUUCUAAUUCUAAUGGAGGAACUUUUAUUAAUACAGACAUUAUUUUUCGAAUGCAAUCACGAGUUUCUUUAGUUACAGAUUCAUCUUCAAAAGGUGAUCAACGAUCACCCGAUUUUAAAUCAGCAACAAAUAAAAAUAUUAAAAUUGAAUUAAGUGCACCAAGAAUGUUUCUUACUUUUAAAAGACCGUAUUACUAUGAACUUCGAUCAUAUAUAUAUCAAGCACGAAAUCUUCUUUCCAUGGAUUAUGAUAGUUUUUCAGAUCCAUAUGCACAAAUUGGUUUUAUUAAUCAAAGUCAACGUACGGAAGUUAUUCAAAAAACUUUAUGUCCAACGUGGGAUCAAACAUUGAUAUUUUCAAAUGUUGAACUUUAUGGUGAACCAAAUGAAAUUUAUCAUGAUCCUCCAUAUGUUCUAAUUGAAUUAUUUGAUAAAGAUGAAUAUGGACUUCCAGAUUUUCUUGGUCGUGUUCAAUGUUCACCUAUUGUUCGUUUAAUACCUGAUGAAAUAAAUCCAAUUAGUAAAUUAAAAUGGUUUCAAGUUAAAAGAGGAAAAGAUAAUGCAGGAGAAUUAUUAGCAGCAUUUGAACUUUUCUUAUUACCAGAAAUUGAUAACGAGAAGAAAAUGCCUCCAUAUCCAUCAAAACGUAGUUCUUUGUUUAUUGUACCGGACUUAAUUCGACCAGAACUUGUUCGAACUGGAAUUGAGAUUCUUUGUUGGGGUGUAAGAAAUAUGAAAUCAUUUAUGUUAUCGGAUAUUGAUUGUCCACAAGUAACGUUUGAAGUUGGUGGUCAACAAGUUGAAUCAACAAUUAUUAAAAAUGCAAAGAAAACACCAAAUUUUGAUAAACCAUUAUUAUUUCUUGAUGUUAUGUUACCAAAAGAUGAUUUAUAUGCACCAGCAAUGAAUAUUAAAGUAAAAGAUCAUCGAUCAUUUGGACGAAAACCUAUUGUUGGUUUUCAUAUUAUUAAAUCAUUGGAAUUAUUUCGAUGUGAUCCAACUGCACCUUCAUUAACACUUAUACAAGCAGCUAAAUGUAUACAAUCACAUACUAUAACAUCAACAAAUAAUUUUGUUAUUCCAAUGAGUAAAAAAAAGAAGAAAAAACAUCGAAAUGAACAUUCUCAUUCAUCUAAAGUUAAGAUUGUAUUAACUAACGAAACAUCUGAUUUUACAAACAAUGAAAUCGAAACGAAAAUCGUUGAUAAAAAAACAAUGAGAAAACGAGUGAAACAGUUUUUGAAGAAAUGUAAAUCUCCUGUAAUAAAACCAGAAUCGAAAUUAGAGAAAAUUCAAAAAGCUAUUUUGAAAGAUCAUCAACAACAUUAUCAAAGUGUACUCGUCAACCAAGUGACAAUUGUCGAAGAAGAUAUUGAUUGGUGGUCAAAAUAUUAUGCAUCGAAAGGUGAAUUCAAUAAAUGUGGUACUUAUAUACAAAAAGGAUAUGAAACUUUAACAAUUUAUUCUCAUCCACUUGAAUUAUACGAAUUUUAUGAAGGUUUUAAUGAUUUUUGUCGAACAUUUGAAUUAUCUCGUGGAAAAACAAAAUUUGAAGAAGAAAAUGAAAUACUCGGAGAAUUUAAAGGCUUUUUUAAAGUUUAUCCAUUACCUGAAAAUUCAAAUGAAUCAUUACCACGUCGAAUUAUGGAAAAUUUUCCAUCAAAUAAUUUAGAAGAAUGUUUAGUUCGUGUUUAUAUAAUUCGUGGUAUUGAUUUACAAGCAAAAGAUUCAAGUGGAAAAUCAGAUCCAUAUAUUGAAAUUCAAUUAGGAAAAAUAAAAAUUGAUAAUCGAGAUGAAAAAAUAUCAAAUACAAUAAAUCCUGUCUUUGGAAAAAUGUUUGAAAUCAAAACAAUAAUUCCAUUAGCUAAAGAUUUAAUAAUUCGUAUUAAAGAUUGGGAUUUAAUAACAUCAGAUGAUAUUAUUGGACAAACAACAAUUGAUUUAGAGAAUAGACUUUUAAGUAAAUAUAGAGCAACAUGUGGACUUCCAUUACACUAUAAUUUAACUGGAUCUAAUCAAUGGCGUGAUAAUAUUCUACCGAGAAAAAUUCUUUAUGAUGUUUGUAAACGAAAUAAUUUACCUUUACCAGAAUUACUUGAUGAUCAUUCAAUUAAAAUUGGUAAUACAACUUUUCGUUUGGAAGAUUUCGAACAAGAAAAAAAUCUAACAAUUCAUGUGGGUGAAGAAGAAGAACGUUUAGCAUUGUAUAUUUUACAUAAACUUCGUCUUUGUCCUGAACAUAUUGAAACGCGACCACUUUUUAAUUCAUUUCAACCAUUUAUUGAACAAGGUCGUUUAGAAUUAUUUGUUGAUAUUUUUCCAAAAUCUCAAGGUCCACCUGGACCCCCUUUUAUUAUCACACCAAGAAAAUCGAAACCUUAUGUUCUUCGUUGUAUAAUUUGGAAUACAAGUGAUGUAAUUUUACAAGAAACAUCAAUAACAGGAGAAAAAAUGUCUGAUAUUUAUGUAAAAGGAUGGUUGACUGGAAUAGAAGAUGAUUUACAAAAAACAGAUGUACAUUAUCGAUCAAUGGAUGGUGAAGGAAACUUUAAUUGGCGUUUUGUUUAUGAUUUUUCUUUUUUUCCUGCUGAACGAUGUAUAUCAAUUAAUAAAAAAGAAUAUUUUUGGAGUUAUGAUGCUACAGAAUUUAAAGUUCCACCUGUAUUAAAUCUUCAAAUAUGGGAUAAUGAUAAAUUUAGUCGAGAUGAUUUUCUUGGUGCAUUAACACUUGAUUUAAAUCGUUUAUAUAAACCAGCUAAAGAUUCUGAUGUUUGUACAUUGGACAUUGUGAAUGAUCAAUUAUCGAAUUAUGUUUCAAUUUUUGAAAUAAAACGUCUAAAAGGUUGGUGGCCUUGCAUUGAUCUUCAAAGUGGAAAGCCACAACUUACUGGUAAAAUUGAACUUGAAUUGGAAAUUUUAACAGAAAAAGAAGCAAUUGAAAGACCAGCAGGACGUGGUCGUGAACAACCAAAUCAACAUCCAAAAUUAGAACUACCACAACGUCCUGAAACAUCAUUUCUUUGGUUUACAUCUCCAUAUCUUACAUUUAAAAAUAUAAUAUGGAAAAAAUCGAAAUGGUAUCUUGUUAUUAUAUUUUUCUUAAUAUGUUUUAUUAUAUUCUUACUUUUAUUUCUUUGGUCAAUGCCUAAAGCAAUAUUAUCUCAUCUUUUACGUACAUUCAAAUAA